Drosophila biarmipes is the source of this 346-nucleotide messenger RNA. RefSeq lists its product as uncharacterized. The transcript has 2 exons. The record is from RefSeq and is a predicted model, not a curated record. NCBI's taxonomy places the organism in Eukaryota, Metazoa, Arthropoda, Insecta, Diptera, Drosophilidae. The coding region runs from base 83 to 319 and encodes 78 amino acids.
GGCCCGGUAUCCCAGCGACUCUUCUGUCAAAUAAUGUCAGUGGAAGCCAAUUUAAAUACACCCAUCAAAGUGCAGUUCCCAAAUGUUAGGCGAUCUGGAGAGCUUCGAGAAGACCCUGCCAGCGGAAAGUGCAGCCACAGGUGAAUGGGAAACGAGCGCUGUCCAGGAAAAUCCCAUGGAAAUGGCCCGGAAAAUUCGCCGGGGAAAGGGCAGACUGUGCAUGAUCUUUCGACUGGGAGAGCGUCCGCGCUGCGAGUUCACCAACGGAUUUCCCCCUGAGGAUCCAAAUGCAAGGGCAGAUAGAAGCCGGUCCGAAUAGCAUAAAUAUAUAUUUUUUAUAAAUGGA